Messenger RNA from Symbiodinium sp. CCMP2592, 2055 nucleotides. Lineage: Eukaryota; Dinophyceae; Suessiales; Symbiodiniaceae. The record is from the annotation of a GenBank genome assembly.
AUGGGGGCAGUGAACUCGCAAUUCUUCAUGCAGGUGACCAGCGGAGGGACCGUCGCAUGCUUCCAGCGCGCCGAGGUCGUACUGGCAGCGCAGCUGAACGGCGAUUGGAUCGCGAUGUCUGUCCUCAAGGAUAAGUCUUGCGAGCCUAGCUCAGUACAGCUGCCGGUGGAUGUCGCAGGUGGGGAUGUCAAGUUUGCCGUGGUCACCACCGAGAACGACGAAGUGAUUGCACUCACCGAGACUGGCACUUUCGGCAUCUCCAUCCUGGCCGUCCUGAAUUUGCGCAGUGGCCCGAGUAUGCAGACACCGACCCCGAAGACAGACACCGGAGUCCCAGAGACAACUGUUUCGGACCCACCGGUGGGGCCGGCGACGAGCAGCGCAGACUCGCCAGUGACAAAGCCUGGGCCAGACUCGCCAGUGGCAGAGGCAGGGGCGACGGAAGCCAAAGUGGAGGACGAUGCGCCGAUCGUGGAGGAUGGUUCCGAGGUAGACUCUGAGUUUGUGCGGGUGUCUGAAGUCCCACCCUCUGAGCCCAGAGUCCCCGACUCCAGAGUCCUCGACGACUCCAGAGUCCCAGACUCAGAGCCUGCGAACCUCGAGAGUCCACGGCCCUAUGAGGGCUUGCUGCAGAUACAGUCGAGAAGGGCUUCUGCAAUGUCGGCGACACGAUCUACACCAACAGCGGCAGCCCAGCCACGGCUCGACCAGGUUGGUGAGUCGGAGCAGGACAUCACAUCCAUGCCGACAAGCCAAGUGGAGCACAUCCUGCAGAGCGGCGGCACCCUUCCUGGCUGGGACCCGCACGGCGACCCUGUGAAGGACCUCGGGUACGUGAAAAUCUUUUACUCUGCGGCCACCAACAACUACGACCCAGCGACACUGUGGCCGACUUGUACACUGGAGACUGGUUUGAAGACCAAGCUGAUCGACCUUCGGGACCAGUAUGUGGCGAUGCACAACGAUGGGUCGAUGCUGAGUCUGAGUCCCGAGUCCCAGUACGAUCUCUCGGUGCUCGAGGUGUGGUGCCGCCACCUGUACAAAGGUGUCGUUCCCCAUGGGCCGCUGCUCGGCUGGGCCAGGAUGAACGGGCACGAGCUGUACUACCACAUCUACGGCGAGAACAACCCGCCGUUCCUGAUGGUACCCGUUCUUCCUGCACGCCUUCGACAUCAUGGCGGGAGUCAAAGGCAUGUUCAUGCAGGCUGGCCUCUGGAACUGGUGGCCCAGCAUUUCCCCGAUGAAGGCCGUAUCAUGGAGGAUGUGCUUCCGACGUACUGCUCGCUGAAGAUUGACCACUCGGGUUACAUGGAGCGUGGGCCCUACGAGCAUCUUGUCGGUGCCCCCCCGAACUCCGAAGAGUCCUUCUUCUUUGACUGCUCGCCCACCACGACUUUCUACAUGCAAGCCAAGGGUCAGUUCAUCUAUGCCAUGACCAAGAAGCCCCGCAGCGAGAUGACCGUCGGUUGGAUCCGCAAGGCCGAUGUCCCUGGAAUCAAGGAGUUCCAGGUACUGGGUGUGUUUCCAAUGGAGGCGCCGAGCCUGCAGGGCAUUGCGAAGUUCAAGUACCACUCCGGCAUCUACUGCGAGGAGGCCGGUGUCAAGAAGGCCUUGUUCCUGGAGCUGCGCGACUACCCGGACAACAUGUACUGCCGGGGAGGACGGCGACCGCCGAACGUGCUGCAGCUCUUCGCAAUGCACCUGGUGCCCGCCGAGAUCAAGAAGUCACUGGUGACGAAGGCACCGGCAGGGCAGAAUUUCGAGCCUCGUCGCAGCAGGCCUGGAUUUGUUGUCCAGGGCGACAGGCCGUUCAAAACCUGUCCGCACGGAUGGGUCUGGCAGGAAGCCUACAACGGCAAGAUCACGUUCUACUACGUGGACGAUGGCCAGACGUACGAGUUCCACCAGCUCAGCCCGGACUCCAAUGUGCAGUUCUUUGACCACGAAAAAGGGGAGUACGUGGUGGCAAGCGGCUACACAGGCUCGUGGCAGCAUGACACGGUGACGAGUUUCGUCGGCGACUUCAUCCGUCAGUACUACUACGACGACCAGUAG